Rotaria sp. Silwood2 is the source of this 1323-nucleotide messenger RNA. The record is from the annotation of a GenBank genome assembly. Lineage: Eukaryota; Metazoa; Rotifera; Eurotatoria; Philodinida; Philodinidae.
AUGCCCUCUAUUCCGAACUUUUAUUGGCAUAAACAAAAAGGUUCGAAUUCGUUUGGUGGUGUAGCAAUAUUAGUACAUAGUUCUAUUAAAUCAAGAGUUAUACACGCAGUCGAAAAUUUUCUUGUAGUUGACUUUAAUGUUGCGAUGUCUUCUAUCUUGAUCGGAGCAGUAUAUGUACCCCCUAAAAGUAGGCCUCCGAUUGAUGAGUUUGAGAAAUUUCUUGAUAAGAAACUUUAUAUUUUUGGUGAUCUAAAUGCUAAACAUUCUCAAUGGGGAUGUACCAAUAAUAACAGUAGUGGAAUUUUAUUAAAUGAAUGGAUGGAAAAAAAUGGUUGUGUGAGCAUUUUUCCUGCUGCACCAACUUCCAGAAGGUCAGAUGCUAUUAUUGAUUUUGCAAUUUCACAAGAUAAAAUAGGUUGGACAUGUGAAGUUAUUGACGAAGGAACAUCAGAUCAUUUUCCUGUAAUAUUUUCUGCACCAUUUAUUUUAUCUGAAAAAGGUUUUUUCCGAAAGACAAACUGGAAAAUUUUUUCUUUUAUUCUUUCAAGUUUAUUUACUUAUUGGAAUGCGUCGUUAUGGUAUCCUGCUCUUAUUUCAAAUCUUCUCGAGUUAGAUAUGCCAUUGCCUCUUGUCCGCUGGAUAUACCAGUGGUUACAAGGAAGAACAAUGGCAAUUCAUCAUGGAGAAUCAAGAUCUAAAACGAUUCAGAUGUUUUCAGGUGCUCCACAAGGUUCUGUUUUAUCAGCAACACUCUUUCGUUUACACAUCCAUUUUUUACCAAAAACACUUGCACGUUUUUGCUCUCACUUAUUUGCUGAUGAUCUUGCAUUAAUAAUUAAAGGAUCAAUAGAAACAACAUUUACACAAAAUAUUGAAGAUCUCGAACAACAAGCUGAUAUAGCUAUGAAAUUAUUAGAGAAUUUUUCGAAGAAUUUAAUACUUCCAGUAAAUAUAAAGAAAACAAAAAUGAUGCUUAUUCAUAGUAUUGUAUCACCAAGCUAUCCAAAAGUUCUUUUUAAAAAUGAAACAAUUGAAACAGUUUCUUCAUUUAAAUAUUUAGGUGUAGAAAUACGUACAAAAAUGGGAUGGGGCUCUUUUAUUAAAACAAGAUUAGAUAAAAUUAGAAAUAUAUACAGUGCUUUAAGGAAAAUGUUCAGAGUAAUUCCUUUAGAUCAAUAUAAUAUUAGAAGAAAACUUUUUUGUGCAUUCGCCUUACCCCACUUUUUAUGGCUAUUUGUUACAUGGUUCUAUUUUACAGAAAAUCAACGUCAAGAUAUUGAACAUAUAUGGUCAUUUUAUCUAUUUGAACGAAAUGUUCAAUGA